Molecule: messenger RNA, 12101 nt
Organism: Branchiostoma belcheri (Belcher's lancelet)
Lineage: Eukaryota; Metazoa; Chordata; Leptocardii; Amphioxiformes; Branchiostomatidae
Exons: 35
Coding region: 223-11130 (3635 amino acids)
Biological process (GO): homophilic cell-cell adhesion
Cellular component (GO): plasma membrane
Molecular function (GO): calcium ion binding
Source: RefSeq, a predicted model, not a curated record
AACAAGUACCGAGUUGGCAAAGGACGCGUGGCUGUGUGCGAACUACAAUGUCAAGGCAAUGAGAACAACAUCUAUGAGUGCAUCCACCGUGACCUUAACUUGCCACCUCAUUGGUGUCGCCAAGGCCAAAACCGAGGAGACCUCGGUGUGGUCUGUGAGGGACUGAACCAUAGAGAGAACGUCUAUUGGAAGACAAUAGACAUCCGUACGACCGAUGCAGCUAUGAAGUCCACACUGCAAAACGUGGAUAUCCUCUACGCCGGAGGAGCGAAUCCAGAUGCAGAAAGAGCCGCCAUUAUCAGCUCAUCAGUUGCCCCUCUGUUGCGCAACGUCAACAUCAAGUACUCUGGAGACGCAGCGAUAAGAAUCGAGAACUCAAAGAGCCCUUUUCAAAUUAAGAAUUGUGACAUCUCAGAGAAUGUCGGAAUCGGGCUGAUGAUUAAGAACCCUUCAGCAGACGUGACCAUUGUCUCCAGCAGCUUCAGUAAGAAUUUUCCAGCCGGGAUGCAGGUGACAGGAGGACAUAACAACUCGAACCUCCAGAUCACUGACAGCACGUUUGAACAGAACAGCGGUGCCGGUCUGAUGCUGUCUGACGUCCCGAUGAACGUGGACAUACGUCAGUCUAACUUCAGUACAAACUCCCAUCACGGACUCAGUGUGUUCACCACAACCCAAGUCAGCCUUGUGACUGACGGCUGUCACUUUGACCACAACGGUCUGGACGGUUUCCAUGCUCGAUAUCUCGGAGUGUCUGGUAACAGAAGUCACACAGUCUUGCACAAUGGCGUGGCAGAAGGUAACGAUGGAGAUGGAUUCAACCUAGACAUAGAAUACCAGGAGAACCAGAAUAUCACAUCACCAACAAUCUCCGACCAGAUCACCAUAGACCAAUCCAUCUUCACCUCUAAUAAGAACGGCUCGGUCAAAAUAACCGUUGAAAACUCUUACGAAGAUCGCUUUCCGGUCGUCCAACUCAGUGGCGGAGUCCAACGAGACAACAUGGCGACAAUUAUCGAAGUCGGCGGGACGCGUGCGGAGGUUACAGUACAAGACGUUGAGUUUGACUCCAGUCAAUGUGGCAGUAAGUCGGUCAUCCAUGUACAUGGGUACGACAAGACCGUGAACAUAACAGGAAACAGGUUUGUUCGCAAUGUCUGCCGACGGGUGGUGCUAUUCAACACAACUGAUGUGUCUGCUGACGCCCAUCCCCUUGUUGUGGUGGGCAGCAUUUUCGAAAACAAUGAGUAUGAACCAGAAUCGUUGGCACACAUCUCUGAUCCUCUAAAUGAGUACUGCACCAUCGAGAUUGUAGGAUCUGGAGAAGAGCACACAAUCACCCAGAAUUCGUUCCUAAAUAGUCCAGCUGGUUUGGAGCUUUGCACCAGUGACGAUUUUCAUCGAUUGGCUGAAACUCAGAUCAGGGCAGAAAGCAAUUGGUGGGGAACUACAGAUAUUGAUUCAAUAAAAGAGAAGAUAUUCGACAACAAUGAUUGGACUAGUGGAGGCCCGGUCAAGUUUUCCCCGUACCUAAGCUCCCCAUCUGGUGACCCUAUAGACACUAUAGGCACAGAAAACAUGACAGCCUCCUCGUUAGGCGGUCGUCUGAAUGGAACCUUGCGGCUAACCAUCUCCGAUAGCCCCGUCACCCUGACACGGGACCUCACGAUCUUACCGGACUCUGUUCUCAUUGUUGACGCAGGAGUUGAGUUCCGUGUACAGGAACGUGUUGGCAUCCUCAAUCUUGGGAAACUGCAUGGGAUAUACAUGGAUAGCAUUUCUGGCACAGUAAACAUGAGUGGUAUUGUAUCUCAUUCCAACAAUGGCGUUGGGAUUGGUAUUUAUUAUACUCUUAACGGCACGGUUGAUAUGAAUAAUGUCAUAUCCUAUUCCGACGACGGCCAUGGAAUCUACCUAGAGAGAAUAGAAGAAAGAGCCUUGCUCACUGAUGUAGUCGCUUUAGGCAAUGGAGCCAACGGAGCAGGAAUAAACAUUUACCACUAUGGACAACACGCCAAGUACAUCAUGGUGAAUGUCACAUGUCAGGACAGCCAAGGAAAGGGUCUGAGCAUAAAUGUAUACUCUGAAGCAAGAGUGGAGAUACAUAACAGUCGUGUGCAAGGAAAUGACCAAGGAGGGAUCGUUGCACACUUCGAAAAUACUCAGUCUAGCCUGUUUUCUGCACUUAUCCUACACAACAGUGAGAUUACCAGUAACUCAAAAUUCGCCCUGCACGUGACGGGUAAAGAGACAUCACUUGACAUUGCUAAUAGCACAAUCUCCUAUAACAGCUGUCCGUAUCAACCAGCUGUUGGAUUUGAAGGAGAAACGAAUGAUGUCAAUGUUACAAACAAUCUCUUUGUCGGUAACAAUGCGCGAGAAACAUUGUCAAUUCUGUUCGAAGAUAACUUACAGGAGAACAUUAUCUUCCAUAUGGUUGGUAACGUGUUCCGUGACAAUAUUUACGACACUUCCCAAACUGACGGCAAUGCUCAGUACGGCCAGCACCCAGAUCUUGCGUCAUGUACCGUUGAGAUCGGAGGCUACAAGUCCUACUAUUAUCUAAGGCACAACAUGCUGGACAACCCAGACAUGAACUACACCAUGUGCAGUAGGGUCUCCACAACUUCUCCUGAUUGGAUGAUUGACGCCAGGUAUAACUGGUGGGGUACUGCGGCUGAAACAGAGAUUCAAGAAAAAAUUCAUGACUUUGACGACUGGAACGACCGCGCGGCUGUGGAAUACUUCCCAUACCUGACAGGACCUGACUUAUCCUCUCCACCUGCUGACUCUUCCAGCCGAGAUGUUACCAUGGCAACUGACAACAUCGGGGGGAGGCUGUAUCAUUCACUCCAUCUUCAAAAGGAUGGAGGUCCUUACACCUUUAAAGCAGAUUUAACUGUGUUAAAAAACGCAUCGCUUACCAUAGACCCGGGGUCUACUAUCAAGAUACACCCAUGUCUUGGUCUGUUGAAUCUAGGUUCCCUUGUUGCCCAUGGAACACGCACAGAGCCUAUCAAUUUUGAGCUUACGGAUGUACCCGUUCACCAACCCCAGGUCCGGCUGGUGGGAGGGCGGUUCCCUUGGGAAGGUCGUGUGGAGGUGUUCUAUAAUGGAGAAUGGGGGACUGUAUGUGGGAAGCAGCCCUGGGACCCACAAGAUGCAAAUGUUGUCUGUCGUGAGCUAGGAUACGGCCCAUCUACAGUGUAUAGCACGUACUCUUUUGGACGAGGAUCGGGACCUAUAUGGAUUGGCUAUUACAACAGUCGGCCAGACUGCACGGGGAAUGAGAUGAGUAUAUUCAACUGUCUUCGUGGCCCACCCGGUAAUGUGUACUCGGGUUGCACGCACCGUUACGAUGUUGGAAUAAGAUGCAAGAUGAACACUCAUGUAUCACCUAGGCCAACAUGUCGAAUGAAAAAAUGGGGAGGGAUCACAUCUAAAUAUGCAACCACGGAGGUCCUUACAAACUUGAAGUUCAGCAACACAGGCAACCUGCACGGGCGUUCACACGCAGCCAUAUCUAUUGAGGACAAGCAGGGCACUACAAACAUUUCUCACAUUGAAAUCUCUGAGUGCGUGGGUACUGGAAUACAACUACUAGGAGGCAAAACGACACAAAGUGUUAAAAAUGUGAAUAUCUCAGGUUGUAAUGGAUAUGCAGGUGUUUCUCUCACUGGCAGAAAGUCUAGAGUUUUGUUGUCAACAAAUAUACGUAUCACCGACAGUAUCUUUACAGCAGGGUCAUUUGAACUCACACCGCACACUCGGAGUAUUACAAACUGUUUGGCUAAUCCUGAAUCGAUCAUGAGGCUCUGUGCCGAGGAGCCUGAUCAGCAGCUUAACAAUGACAUGUGUUUUGUUCAGACAGGACGGACGGGCUCAACAUGUUAUAAACAUCUAUACGCAGGUGUGGGUUUCACGGUUGAACUCACGGUCUCAUUCGUUCAGUUUCAGUCCUACUCUUCGAGAUUACGGGUCUUUGCCGACAGAAGCCAAAGUCAACAGAUUGGACAGAUUACUCGAUCGGAUAACGGCAAAACGUACAUCCGGUUUGUCUCACAGACAAUGAUGAGUCUUCAGUACAUAGGUUACUACUGGGAUAACAACGAGAUAUUCGGAGAGGUCAGUUUCUAUAAUGAGACAGAUGUUGCAGAUCCAACUAAGUACAUCAUCGAGAACAGCAUGGUGGAUAACACCAAAGGCACAGUUAUCAACGUCACUGCGGCAAAUGGCGCAAUCUUUGAUAUCCAACGUAACGUGUUCUUGCAUAAUCAACCCCAUACUGAUGACAACGACCAAGCUGUGAUCAGAAGUGUUCUAAUUGACUCCUAUAUUAGCGUCAGGAACAACUACAUGGCUAACAACUUGAUAACAAGCCUAUCUAUCGACUUGACAAACCAGAAACGUGGAAACAUAACGGUUCUGGACAACCUUUUCUUCAGAAACACCGCCAAGACUACCAUAAUUGUGACAGGAGCCAGCUCAAGUUCGACACAACAACCCGUAUUGAUAGACAACAACGUCUUCUCAAGCAAUGAUGUCGGUUCCAAUGAAAAUGUGGUAAAGUUCGAGAAUGUCGAUGGACAACUGAGCAACAACAUUUUCUCUAACAACUUGGGGCAACACGUUGUAACCUGGGAAGGACGAAGUAGAACAAAUAGUCUGCAGAGAUGUGAGAACAAUCUGUUCUACGACAACAUCGCACUGACUCCAGGGGAGAAGUACACCUUGGUUGUCUCGGGCCGAGAUGUCCAACUGCACGGGAACGUCCUCACCAACCCGGCGAACGACGCUGAGCUGGCAACGUCGGACAGAACCAGGUAUUAUCCCGUAAAUGCUACCCUUAACUGGUGGGGAUUCAACUCUACAUCUGACAUAUCCUCAAGAAUCAGAGACAAAAGCGAUAGAGGGUACUGGGCAGAGGCACACUUUCAACCAUGGAUACAGGAGGAACCAACUGACGGUCCCUGCGGUUUGGGAUGGACCUACAGCCAGACGUUCAGCACCUGUUACAGGUACAUGGGCGGAGCACAGUCUUGGGACGGCGCUGUACAGUCCUGCAAGGCUCAGUAUUCUGUACUAUCCAAGAGGUUUGCUGGUCCCGAAAAGAACUUCAUCGACAGCUUGUUGAUCGCACGAAAAGUAGACUUCGUACCAGAUGUACCUGUUUGGAUGGACAACGAAAUGCAGGAAAAUGCAACGGUGAACUGUAAAGUAUAUCUUCGGGACUCCCAAGAAGCUGUUCAGGGUGUAUCGUGUAACUCAUUCUUCCCAUACAUCUGCAAGAGACCUGUUGCUGAUGACUGCCCGAACUCUUGCUCUCAUCACGGACGUUGUGAAGGAGAAACCUGCAUCUGCGGGCGAGGCUGGGAGGGAGAGGACUGUUCUAAAUUCACCUGUAACGACAGGAAUAGCUGUGGAGAGUUUGGCACCUGCGUAGGACCGAAUAUCUGCAGGUGCCGAAAUGGAUGGCAGGAUGAAGGCUACUGCAAAGUGUGGAAUGAAGAUCAAUGCCCAAAGGGCUUCAUCCACCCACUGUACAACGACACCACGCGUAUUGAGAAGAUUCUCAUCGGCCAUAACGUCGAGUACGUCCCGCUGGAAGACAACAUCCUGUACCGGUGUCCUGUCCGCUUCUCCAGCUGGGGAGCCACCAUGUUUGUGAAUGAAGGGGACCUGGACAUUCGGAUCGGUCAGGUGCUGUCCAGUCCUCAGGCAAACGGUGUACUACACAAGGUGGAACAAGUAAUAAAGACAGACAGUUACACCGUGAUAGUGGCGCACCCUGCUACUCUGGAGGACAUGCUGGAUUACAGUGACUUCAGCCAGGAGGUUCAGCUGGAGAUGGCUGUGGACAUGAAGAAGAACGAGGGAGCUCCUGAACUGUCUGAGGUGGAAAGGGUGCUGAGUGGCAAUGGGACGCUUGAUGGGAAAACUGUUUGUGUCAUCACGGAAGAUGCCCCUGUCUACAAGUGUAUUGGAUCCCGGGCUAUGAAUGAAGGAGAAGGUAGCUACCAUCUGCUGACGAGAGAUCUCCCUGUCAACCUGUCAGUUGGUGACAUCAUUGUUAGUAACCAUAGCAACGGGAUAUUGGAGCAGGUUACCCAACAGACAUCAACCCCGCUUGGUGUCUUCAUACAAACUGAGCUGCAGGACUGCUUCACAACUUUUAACUUCCGUGAGGAACUGAUGAGGAAGGACGGGGUGACCCUUCCUGCUUCCCUGCCGUGUUCGGGCGGACCGGAGGGCGCACACGGGCUGCUCAUCGUGGACUCUGCGGGAAGAGAAGUGGACCUGGAGACUGGCGACGUGGUGGUGGGGAGAAGGAGUGGCAGGCUGCUGGCAAAAGUACUAAAGAUCACCCCAGUGGAUGAGUACACAUUAGUAGAGGUGGAGCCUAUCCUGAGCAGGUCCACCAUGACAACGCCAUCAAGAAGACGACGACGGGAGGAUGUUACCGCGUCUCCAGCUAAGUAUUCUUUGGACAUCGUCAUCAAGGACCAAUUCUCGGACUCCACCGAUAGUUACAAUAUCGAACUAUCUACAAGUGGGCGGCUCUCAGCUGAUAUCAAGCUCUCGCUUGCAGUUUCGACGUCAGAGUUUAAAACACCAACGCUUAAAAAGGUCGGAGCUUUCUUCAUCGGUGGAAAACUACAAGUGGGACUGGAAGGUUCUUUAGACGUUUUGAAGAGGACAUGGACCCAGGGCAGUUUCCGGACGGAGCUGGCUCCUAUCUAUGUGUCCCUGUGUGUAGGCACACAACUGUGUAUACCGGCCAAAAUAUGGGCACACAUCGACACAGAGUAUAAAAUCUCUGCUGAGGGUCCAGGCAGUAUACAGAUGUCAUCUACCGUGACCAAACCUGACAUUGACGGCGGAGGUAGCUGGAAACCUCAAGAAGGAAGUCAAAUGUUCGAGUUUGACCAGAAUAAAGAAUCUGGCAGUGCAAAAAUUGGGAUAUCGUCCUACUCGGGAGCAGCAAUCGAAAGUGAUCAUCUCAUCAUGCUGGAGCUAAAAGUCAAACCAAGAUUUUUCAUCGAGUUUCCCACAUCUGGAGAAAAUGAAGUCAAUGAUUGGACCAGCCCUCUAGGUACGCCAGUUUCUAUACAUGUUAUGGCGCAGGACACUUUUGGAUACACUAUCACCACCUCCAUUCAGUCCCAAGCACUCCUGCGUGUAUCAGCCCAGUCCUGUUCUACUGAGUGCCCGUAUUCAGACAGACCACAAUACGUCGGCGUCACGUCAUCAAUGGACUAUCUUAAAGGAGCGUUGAAGGUUACAGUUGGAAACGACGAGUAUUAUCAGGAACAACUAUGGAGACGUGAAGAGUGGAUGGAGUCUGACAGCUGUCCUGACUGUGAGAAUGACGAGGAACCAGAGUGGCAAGACUGUGCCUGUAAGUGUCCACAGAAGACAGAGUGCGGGAUCCCGCCUACAUGUGUGGUGGGGAGGAUGGGGCCGGACUGUAGACAGCCAGACUGCAGGCCAUGCCAAGGAAAACCAUACGACUACCAUGGAAUUGGUGAGUUCUGGGACUGUAAGAGCGUCUCCAAUGACUUUGGCGUUCAAACCCGGAUGUACGCGUAUAAAGGUGCUUCUCUGAUUGGUGGAGUUGCAGUGAAGGCUGGGCACAGCGUUAUCACUCUGAUGACGUUACAGAAUGCAACAGAAAAGGACGUCCCAAACAUAAGGAUUGAUGGUGAACUGUGUCAACUUUCUGUCGGAGAGAAAUAUCCCAUGAACAACGGAACAAUCCAUCUCCUGGCUCAGCAACCUUCUACAAACGCUACGGAGUCAGGGGCUGUUAUCAUCGUGUCUAUCACAUUUGCAUCAGGUGCAACUGUGUCCUUUGACAUCCGGUAUUCACCAAAGAUGGGCCGACAGUUUGUGAACAUUUUGUUCAGCCCCACUGCCACGUUCAAGGGCAACACGGAGGGACUGUGUGGGCUCAUGGACGACGAUGGUGACAAUGACUUCACUGGUCCUGACGGCACUGUGUACAACGACACUUCUGUAUUUGCUGAAACUUGGCGGAUAAAUAAAACCCACUACGGCUCAGGUCUGAUGGGGUCCUGGUCAUGGAACUCUUCUAACUUCCAUCCUGAUGACGUCAUGGAUCCUGCCUAUUCUGACCCGAACCACCGUCCUUCUGUCGGCAUAGAUGGACUGACUCAGGAGCAAAAGGAAAAAGCUGAAGAAAUGUGUAUCGCUCUCGGGCUGACCGGCACACUUCUUAAUGAAUGCGUCUUUGACGUGUCAAUCACCAACGACACAACCUUCACUGAACAGGAGGUUUUCAAAGGUUGUCCAAACCAGUGCUCCGGUAGGGGUCGCUGUGUGAACGGAACCUGUGACUGUAUAACGGGCUGGUCUGGUGAAGACUGUAACGUUGGAAACUGCACAGACUGCUCCGAGGAUCACGGGAAAUGUGAGCUGGGGUUUUGUAUGUGCCUGCCCGGAUGGGAGGGAGCAGCCUGUGAUCAACAAGCGACAUGUUAUGCCGUCAAUAACUGUACCAGCAUGAGUCACGGGAUCUGCAUUACCACAGAUGUCUGCAGAUGUGAGCCGGGCUACAUCGGUGCUGACUGCAGCAAGAUCCCCACGUGCGGAAAUGUUGCUAACUGCACAGACCACGGAGUGUGUGUGGACUACGAUACCUGUUUGUGUGAUGAGCAGUGGACAGGUGACAAAUGUGACCAGUUCUCAUGUGCAGCGUUGGAUUUCUGCUCUGGGCACGGAAGCUGUGUGGACAUAGAUGUCUGCCACUGUGAGCAGGGCUGGACCGGCAGCUCCUGUGUUACACCGGACUGUCCUGAAGUUAACCAGUGUUCCCGCCAAGGAGACUGUGUUGGUCCCAACAUCUGCCAGUGUUACAGCGGGUAUCAGGGUGUGGACUGCAGUGAAGCCCAAAGCUGCCCUGAACUGCAAGAAUGCAAUGAAAACGGGGUUUGCGUCAACAGUUCUGAAUGGCAAAGGGAAUGCAACUGCUUCCCUGGGUUCAGCGGCGCAAGUUGUGAUCACCCAGACUGUACUGAACAGAAUAACUGCACUAACCACGGCAGCUGCAUAGAGCCUAACCUGUGUCAGUGUGACAGUGGGUACACCGGGAACGACUGUGCCAACUUCUCUUGUGAAGCAUUGCAGUAUUGCUCUGGCCACGGAAGCUGUGUGAGGUUUGACACAUGCAGCUGCGAUCCUGGCUGGUCAGGCGUUUCCUGUAACGUUGCAAACUGCAGCAGCAAAGGUGACUGCUCCGGCCAAGGUACGUGUGUCGCCCCAAACAGGUGUGCAUGCUUCCCUGGGUUCCAAGGAAAGGACUGCAGUGAAGAGAACCUACCCAAUGAGCAUCCCCCAGUCUUCCAGAAGGAGAGAUAUGAUGCCACAAUCCCCGAAAACCAGCCCGUUGGCUCACCUAUUCUUACAGUUUUCGCAAACGAUACUGACAGUGGACGUAACGGUGAGGUCAGGUACAGGCUUGCCCAAACAGGUUUGGACAGUGAAAACUUUGCGGUACACCCUACUUCAGGGAUCAUAACUUCAGUCGUUGAGUUUGACUUCGAAUCGUUGGAGCUCGCGUCGUUCAGUCUCACUGUUGAAGCAUUUGAUCAAGGAGUGCCGACACUUACCGGAACAGCCACGGUAAAUAUAAACAUAACGGACCAGAAUGACAACAAACCUGUCAUCAGCAUCCCCCCUGAAACCGAGUACAAUCUUCAAUCCAUCUCCCCGAUCGGCUUUCACGUGACUACUGUCCACGCUUCUGAUGCUGACAAGUCCGAUGAUAACUCCAGAAUCACGUACGGAAUCACAAGUGUCAGUCCCUUUGUUUCCAUCGAUGCCACAAACGGUAGUGUUACCGUCAGCAGUGCCUUGGAAAGUGGAACGUACGUAUUGAGAGUCAGGGCGUCAGAUCACGGUUUACCACCGAAAACAGACGAAGUCACUUUCCGUAUGAUCGUGACCAAAGUAAGCACAAACUCAGCUCCGAAGUGUCCGGAAGAUGAAAGUAUUGAGGUUACUUCUGGCAAUCUUACAAAAGGGACAAAAUUCGCGACUAUAGAAGCAGAUGAUGCCGACAACGGUCCAAACGGUGACGUUUCCUACAGUUUUAAGUCCCUAACAGGAGAACUGGCAAGUCUGUUCGGCAUUGACCCGUCCACUGGUCGGAUUUACGUUGCGACUGAAGUACCACAGAUUAACAACACUUUCUCAGCGGUUUCAAUGAUAGUUGAGGCCAGAGACAACGCUGUAGAUUCAUUGUCCUGUGAAACAAAAGUCGUUGUUAUAAUAACUAAUGAUAACCGGAUUUCAACUGAAAAAGCAUCUACAACUAAAGUGGAUGAAAGCACGAUCCGUUUGGUCAGGUCUACCGCCGAGUUUACAACAGGCCCAGGCAUUACAACUCGGGAAUCAAAUAGUUCUACAGCUCACCCUACAACAACAGAAAGGGCGACAACAACCAAAGGGUAUGAAACAAGCACUGCACCGACAGCAACUACAGAAGUACCCAUUUCAGUGGAAACACGUUUGUUCAGAGGCGUCAUAAAGAUUGAAAAUCGGGAGUGGAAGGAUGAACUGGAGGAUCAAACAUCUGAUGAGUUCAAGAAUUUGGCUGCAGAGGUCCAGGAAGAGCUGGAUAGUGUGUACAGGAACAGCGACCUUGGGGGCACAUAUCACUCUGUGGAGGUUACGGGCUUUUCUCGCGGAAGUGUUAGAGUGGACUUCAUGGCUCGUUUUAACUCACCCACGGCCACACCCAUUGCUAGUGAUGAUGUCCUAGCUGUGUUGGAAGGAAAGGCAAACAUUGGCGGUCUGCAAAUAGACCACACUGUCACCAGCAUCUCAGAGGUGACCGGAGAGGGGGAAAGUUAUGUAUGGUACAACAACCCUAUAUACAUCUUAGUCCUAUGUGUUGGCGCUGCAGUCAUUGUCACAAUUCUGGUAAUACUGGUGGUUUGGCGUGCUAAAAAGAUUCGUCGCAAGAUGGAUAUAGCCAGUCACAAUCAAUGGCCUUCCCAAAAUGCACAGCGCCUACUUCAACAGCGCAUACUGAUCCCACGUGCGAGGCUCUCGCGAGACUCUGCGAGACAGAUGUACCAGAACCCGGUGUACAACGUUAACGAAUGAUUAUGGAAAUGUAAAUACAUGCUCCAAGCGUCCCAAUGAAGAUGGAACCGGAUCUUUUAAUUUACAACCAAACGAAAAUCACAAAUAAUGACGAAGUGUAUGUAAAUGAUUUAGAAUUAUGGUAUUUCAGAUGAAUCGGUCGGAUAAGUGGUCGAUAUUACUUCAAAAGUGUGAAGUGCUUCUGUUGUGCUGUUUUAGCAAGUUUUACAUGUUUUAAUGGUUUAUCAAAUGCGUUUUAGUUAUAAAACUGUGGCAUGGUUUUGUUACCUUUUAUUUUGGCUGACUACUUCUAUAUAUUGUAGCUUUACGAGUGAUUUAAAAAAAAAAUCCUGCGAAUAUUUAUACCAGUUACACGUAGAUGAGGAUAUUUUCCUGGACUUUAUGUAUUGGUCCUAUCCUCCUACCACAAAGUGAUCAGUAUUAUCGGAUAGAAACCAAAUAUUCCUACCUUACGUCUCGGUGUCUAUGAGAGCUUUUGACUGAAGUUCUGCCUUAUGUUAUUUGACUGAAGUUCGCCGCUAUAUGUAGCCGAUGUAGGUGGCGCUUUUGGGGUAGGACCUUUGGGAAAAGGUUAAACAACACAUAAAAGAGGCAGAUAACGAUGGCACAGUAACAUACACCCGGUCCCAUGAACAACAGGCACAAAAACUCAAAGAGGGGGAGAAACCGACAGUGACAGACCACAUUGCCUGAAACAACUGAAUUAUAGACUAGGAGAGGGGCCAAGGACAUACAGGGAGAAAACAAUAAAAGAAUUCGAUGGAUUAAAGAAGUAGUUUGAAUAAGGAAGCUGACUCCAGUGAAGAACCGCUCAAGUCACACUUUACAAUGUACAAGCUGAGCUAUGUUUGGGACUGCAUUCUCGCCGCAAAAGCGCCACCUACAUCGGUUAAGAAGCUGUAAAAAUCUGCAUUUUUUGGAGCUGCUGGUGUCAUUUUUAUGAUGGAAUAAAACUUGACGUGAUAACUUUU